AUGGCGAAGAAGAGAAAGGCGCCCGCGCCCGCGCGCAGCGGCCCCAAGGAGGUCGACCCCGCCGACGCCCGCCUAGGUCCCAUCAACAGCUACGAAGAUGUCGCCGAUUCCGAGGACGAGUACUUCCUCAACCGCGACAAGAUCAUGUUCGACGAGGGCCCGCAAUCCAAACGGAGGAAGAGGGCUGAAGAGGAGGACAAGUUCUUGGAGCACUCGGACGAGGAAGUCCUAGACCUCGACGAUGGCGACUCCGAGGAGGAGGACACGAGGAAGGCCAGCCGCAAGUCCAAGAAGGGCAAGGCGGCGCCCGAAUCCGACGAGGAGGCAGAGGAGGAAGGUGACGAGAACGACCCGAGCUGGUGGGGAGCUUCAAAGAAGGAGUACUACAGUGCGGACCAGAUCGAGACCGAAGCCGAUGCCCUCGAGGAGGAGGCCGAGGCCAAGCGCCUGCAGCAGAAGAAGCUGGCCAAGAUGUCCGAGGAGGACUUCUUGUUCGACGAGGAAGAAUGGUUGGACUCCAAACCCGACGAGGCGGAGGACCAGGAGGUUGUCACCGAGGUGCUCAAGGACAUCGAGAUCACAGAUGAUAUGGGCCCCGAGGAGCGCAGGAAAAUGCUGCAGAGCAGAUACCCGGAAUUCGAGCACCUGGUCAAUGAGUUCCAAGAGCUGCAACCGCAGCUUGACAUUCUUCAGAAGGAAGCCGAUGGGAAGUCCAGUCAAUCGCUGGAGGCGGUCAAGUACUGGAUCCUCGGAUGCUACGUCGCCGCUCUCGCCAGUUAUUUUGCCAUUCUCACAUCGCCAUCGCGCGACGAUUCAGCAACACAAAAGACCCUCGACCCCGCGGAACUUCGCGACCAUGAGGUCAUGGAGACUCUUCUUGAGUGCCGUGAAGCAUGGCAGCAAGUCAAGACCGUGACCCCGGUUCAACAAGUGGACUCAAUGGAUAUCUCUGAAGAGGAAUCCGUCGCCGAAGACGCCGAAGACGAGGCCGCCUUCGCUGCCGCAAGGGAAGAAGCCCGCAGACUCAAGAAGCUCGCAAAGGCCGACAAGGCCAAGAAGAAGGAAGCCCAGGCCGUGGAGGACUCCCUUGCCGACCUCGACGACCUCAUCAAGCAGUCCAAGAAGAGCAAGAAGGCGAAGAAGGCCACCAAGGCUGCCGACGGAGACGACAACUCGGACUUUGGCGAGGAGGAGGUCCUCGACGCCCGUACCGCCGCCGACAAGGCCGCCCGCAAGAAGUCCUUGCGCUUCUACACUUCCCAGAUCGUGCAGAAGGCCAACAAGCGCGCAGACGCAGGUCGCGACGCCGGUGGAGACCACGACAUCCCCUACCGCGAGCGUCUCAGGGACCGCCAGGCCCGUCUCAACGCCGAGGCCGAGCGUCGCGGUCAGAAGGGUUCCAAGUACGGCGCGGACCUCGGCGACGACGGCAGCGACGAGGAGGACUCCAGGACGGCGGCCGCAUUGCGCGACGACGGAGACGACGAGUACUACGACAUGGUCGCGGCCAAGUCUCAGAAGAAGAAGGACGAGAAGAAGGCGUACCACGACGCCCUCGCGGCGGCCACCAAGUCAGACCGCGUGGUGCCCCAAGAGGUUAUCGGAGAGGACGGCAAGCGCAAGAUUACGUACGCCAUCGAGAAGAACAAGGGUCUUACGCCGAAGCGCAAGAAGGAGAACCGCAACCCGCGUGUGAAGAAGAGGAUGAUGUACGAGGCGAAGCAGAAGAAGUUGAGGAGUAUGAAGCCCGUAUGGAAGGGAGGAGAGCCCAAGGGCGGAUACGGGGGAGAAUUGUCGGGUAUUACCACCGGCAUUGUCAGAGCGAGAAAAUUGUAG
Messenger RNA from Colletotrichum karsti, 1836 nucleotides. RefSeq lists its product as uncharacterized. Lineage: Eukaryota; Fungi; Ascomycota; Sordariomycetes; Glomerellales; Glomerellaceae. Gene Ontology annotation, cellular component: nucleolus; small-subunit processome. The transcript has a single exon. The record is from RefSeq and is a predicted model, not a curated record. Gene Ontology annotation, biological process: maturation of SSU-rRNA from tricistronic rRNA transcript (SSU-rRNA, 5.8S rRNA, LSU-rRNA). Bases 1 to 1836 code for a protein of 611 amino acids.